UCUGUUCAGAGGGAGGCUCAAGCGCACAUCACUUGAGUUGUCAUGAAGAUGGAGCUGCUGAUUGUAUUGGCAUUCUGCUGCGCUGUGGCAUCGGCGGCGGAUAACUGCUUCAACACAGGUGCUGGACAACAGUGCGAGAAGAAAGUUGACGCUAUGGAAGAAGAUGCUAAGCAAGCUCUCGGCUCCACUUUGGUCGCUUGCCUGAGGGAAGUGAAAGCAGACAUUAAAGACGUAGAUCAGCUGAAGGAGGCCGUCUGCUCCAACCACAACCUCAAGAAACAAUUCUUGGAUUGCUUCAGGGAAGAUCUGAACAGUGCACUCUUGGAAAACACCAUCUUCAGCCACGAGAGCCGUGCAAAGGGAGAAGAUGCUUUGAAAUGCUACCAGGAAGCCCUCAGAUAGACGAUUCGUCACAAGACCAUGACGGCUGUCCAGACUUCGAGAUACUUUCUUUUAUCGACAUGUAGCGCACUUUGUAAUUGAUUUCACGUGGGAAGGUAUAAUAAAUGGUUUUAUGAU
Messenger RNA from Ornithodoros turicata, 519 nucleotides. RefSeq lists its product as uncharacterized. The record is from RefSeq and is a predicted model, not a curated record. The coding region runs from base 43 to 402 and encodes 119 amino acids. The transcript is spliced from 6 exons. Lineage: Eukaryota; Metazoa; Arthropoda; Arachnida; Ixodida; Argasidae.